AUGUCCACCACAGAGAACACUUGGACCAGCUCGCCCGCCGAAGUCGCCGAUUCCGCAAUGGCCGCGACACCCCGUCCCACCACGCGCGCACAACCCUUCCAGACUCCCGUCUCCGCCGGCGCCAUCACUACCUCCUCCAGCUCGCCGGAGUCGUUAUCAAGCUCAACUCCCCAAGCUGCGACCGCCACCAACACCCCCGAAACCGACCUCUCGUUCUCCCCAAAUGAGCACAGCUCCACCCCUGACGCGGCGGAGUCCAACAACACCGGGGGAUCACAGGAAACGCCAGAGCGCACGCUGGAGGUCUCCAACACGAAGAAGCGCAAGCUCGAGGAUCUAGAAGAGCAGUACCGCGACGUUUCCGCGCAACGCGCGAAGAUGGAAGAGGAGCUGCAUAAGAUGAGGGAGAAACUGCACGCUGCGGCGAAGGCUAAGGGGGAGUGGGUUCCGGAUCCGAACUUUGUGCGUCCGCUCGUCAAGGUUGUGCGCGGAGUGAACGCUACCGAUCCCGACGUCUGCGCUGCUACUUCUCCCGCCCCCGCUAAGGAUGAUGAACCACCUCCGUCUCGCACCGUGGUGUACCAGAGCACCGGCGUGCAGACUCUCCCUCCAGGAGACGAGGAUGCUUUCGAGAAGUGCUAUGGUCGUUUACCUGAUGACGGUGAGGCCGGUCUUGGUGCGAAGGGUCGAUAUCUACCCGGCAAGGUAGACCCGCAUGAACUUUGCUACGGCGAGGCCUUCAUCGUUCCUCAAUACGAGGCUUCAGAGGAGAAAGCUUCAAAAGACGAAGCCUCGAAGAGCUACACGUCGUCCCUCUUCCAGACAAUGGAGUUCAAGGACAGGACUGGACCCAUCAGGAAAGCCAAGGCUAAGGCGACGUUGAUCGCAAAGAAGUACCAGAGUGUGGCCAAGGAGGAGGGUUACCGGAUCUUCGCGGAGACGGACAACAGGAUGGUGGUGCAUUCCGAGCAAUUUCCUAUCAAGGUGAAGCUGGACAAGAACGGCAUGGCAAAGGGGUAUGUGGGCGAUGUGCCACGCUUGCCGAAUGUUGUGGGCGAGAAACUCGGCGUCAAGCGCGCUCUGCCUGCCGGACAACCUGGCGCAUCGAAGGUCGUUGCUGCCUCCACCGUUGACCCUCCAUUCCCGAUCGGCCACCGGAAGCCAAUCCCAGUGAUCGAUCUAUCUCCGGAGGAGAACCGCAUCGUCAACUCCGCAGAAUACGGCAUUCCCACGGCGAGGUGCAACACAGAGAAGGGUACGUACGUCAACUCGAAAGGGUAUGAGGUUAAGUACACUUUCAACGAGUAUCGCAGUUCGGCCCAAGCCGAUGCUUCAGCUGGUCGUCCGGCAGGGCAGAACGUACAGCCAGCUUCAAAAGACGCCGUUGACGCCGGCCCCGACACCGACGGAAAGACAUCCACGGCUCUGCCAUCGAACACCCUUAAGCGCAAAGCCACCGACCAGGAGACGGAAGAAGACGCGGAGACUCAGCGGGACGUGAAGCGCGCCCGUUUUGAGCAUGGAGAGACCUGUUCCAGCAAGAAGCUUGAGACUCCAGCGGUGACCGCGGCUGCAACCGCCACGCCAUCAAAGACCACAGAAGUCUCGACCAAGCCCGUUUCAAUGAACAACCAAGCAAGCACCCCAGCACUCACCGAGCCAACGCUCUCCGUCAAGCAGCCUGUGGGCGGUGGGUUCACCCGUGACAAGCCUCGCUUCCCGAAGAAGCCUGCCCCGAAGCAAGUGAAGGCCGACUCACCUCCAGUGCAGAAUGUCAUGCAGUACUCCACGCCAACUGCAGCGCAGACAAAACCAGUCCUGGACAAGACGCCUCCGCGGUCCAACCCUCUUGCCGGCCCCGAAAUACGGCCCAAUCCCCAUUCAAAUGCUUCGGCGAUGACCACGGGCCCACGGAAUACCUGCAAGCGCACCCGUGCCGACGUUGAGGAGGAGCGUAACAAUAUGAACGAUCAUGAGCAGCAAUACCCACAAGCAGACGAUUUCGCGAUCCGGGGUGCGGCGACUGCAAAUGCUGACCGAAAGAUCCUCAAGCCCCGUGGUCAGCGACGAGCUGAGUCCCACGAAACUGCCAAGGAGUGGGUAAACGACAAGCCCAUGUUCACGUGGAACCGCUCAGAGGAUAGGAAAACGGAGCGUGAGGAGAAUUUCAGGAAGAAGCAGCGCAUGAAGUAG
This is a messenger RNA of Trematosphaeria pertusa, 2193 nucleotides long. RefSeq lists its product as uncharacterized. Lineage: Eukaryota; Fungi; Ascomycota; Dothideomycetes; Pleosporales; Trematosphaeriaceae. The transcript has a single exon. The record is from RefSeq and is a predicted model, not a curated record. Bases 1 to 2193 code for a protein of 730 amino acids.